GUUGAGGCUGUUACGCUAUUCUUCGAGCACAAGUAUUGGUUGGCACUUCAGAGACUUUCGAAGUAACUGAGCUGUCCUCAAACUGUCUUUGAGACACCGGUGUAUUAGAAAGACCUUCCGGACAAAAUGUCGCAUCAGCCACCGUUCCAGGCCAGAGCGCAAGCUUACGCCAUGCUGCGUGGCAUGGCAUUCAACGCGCAAGCGCACGAACUUCCUCCUCCUCCUCCUCCUGGAUUUUAUCCACCAGGCAGAGCGUUUGGCUUUAGCGAGCCGCACCACGCUCCGAACCUGGCCGUGCCCAUAGUUUCCGGUGAACUCACGGAUGAGGAUCCCACUGUUGGUGCGCGAGCUCCGGGAGCUUCUGAGACUGGGACCCUAAGUGGCGCUCAGCCAGAGGACGAAGAUGUGCCUACUGGAGAUCCUGGUAGCAUCUUGGAAGCGAAGCAUCUGGACGAGGUGGUAGACGCGCUCACGGGGUCGGUAACCAUCAGGCCUACCCCAGUCGUUGCAGGCCGGACGUCUGACACACGCGGAAAAUACGACGUCUAUGCAUUUACCAUUGUACGCCGCUUCACGCCCGCCGGAAACCCCAGAAAGUUGGGAAAGACGACCUCUUACAAUGUUAUAAGAGUACUCGAUAUUCGGAGUUCCGAGCUGCGCGAUGUUGGUGCCCAGAUAUUGGGCAGGGUCCAAGGGGUCUCUUGGACUGCGACGCCGUUACGUGUCAAUCCUCAAGUUCUGCUUGGUUGGCUCCCAGAACUUGAGGAACAUCUUACGACGCUCUCGGCAGAUGACGAUUCUCCAACACGAACCCGGCAUCAGCACCUUUCCUUCCUCAUUAACUGGCUCAAAACCGAGUAUAGCGCCACCUUGGACAGUCUCAGCUCACUGAUUACACAUGCCGAAAUCACGUUCGACUUGUUGUGGGCCCUCUAUAUUCCGCGCAAGACCAUUCUGCACAUCUCCUGCCCCACGACCGGCGAGCCGCGUGCAGUCCGGCUGGUGCACGCAGAGAAGUGCCAGAGACCGGAGGUGGUUGGCUCUGGCUCUGUCGCAUUCGACCUCUCGGGCCUCUCCGUUGGCCUCGACGGUGGCGGCGAAGGGGACAACUCCAAGUUUCUGUUCCGACUCGCUAUGGAGUAUGUCGAAGUAGACGUCAGCUCAAAGGGUUCGCAGUACGGUUACGCGGGCCUUGGGACUGUCAUCGACAUUCCUGGCUUCUCUGGCGCGAAGAAAAUCUCGUCUCUGGGCGUAUAUCCGGUGCAGUACUACGAGGGCCCUGGUGGUCCCGAGGGGCUGAGGGAGAGGCUAGUGCAGAGGGCUAAAAAGUGGUUGAGCUUGGCGGGUGGCGUGCAUCACCUUGCAUACAAGGGUAUUGCCUUCAUUUGGCGUCCUACAGGUGGCGGAAAAUGGGUGUCCAUGAAACAAAACGUGGACUCGAGAAUUAUGAUUGAUCGACAAACCUUCGCGGAGAAUAUGCCUAACUACGAGAAAAUGACGCCCGUGAUGAGAACUCUCGCGGGUCGAGACAUCGACAGGCAUGCUUUGCGUGCAGACAUCGCUUCCAGCCAGGACCAGCUGGGGAACGCUGAGGACUUGACGGACGAAGAGCUCAUAUUAGCCCCACCAAACGUGCAUGGAUUUAGUCUGUCAGACAAAGAUUGGCUUGAGUUUUCGGUGGACCUGGUACAGUCGUUCACGUGGAACACAGAACCCUACGAGAACUUGGUUAUCCCACCCGACCACAAGGCGGUGUUAACCACCAUCGUGGAGGCCCACAGCUCGGUCACUGCCGCCAAGGUUGAUGACUUCGUCAAAGGGAAAGGUCUGGGGCUCGUGGUAAACCUGUAUGGGAAUCCUGGAACAGGCAAGAGCUUGACCGCGGAAGCUAUGAGUGAACACCUCAAGAAGCCAUUGUAUGUCGUCGGAGCGGCCGACCUCGGAACUGCAGCAGUGCAGGUCGACCAAGCGCUCUCGAGGAUUCUCAAGAUCUCUGCUACGUGGGGCGCUGUCGUCCUCAUCGACGAGGCAGAUGUUUUCUUGGAGGAGCGUGCCCUACAUCACAUCGAGCGGAACGCCAUGGUCGCGGUGUUCCUGCGGCAUCUCGAAUACUUCCGCGGCGUUCUCUUUAUGACGACGAACCGUGUGCGCGUCUUUGAUGAGGCCUUCCAAUCGCGCAUCCACAUCUCGUUGCGGUACCAUGACCUCACCGCCGAGUCGCGGCGCACAAUUUGGGUCGCCUUCCUCCGCAAGGUACAUGGCCCAGAUGUGCCUGACGGUGGCCUCACGCGCGAAGAGCUUCGCGAGCUCGGCGAGAAGAAGAUCAACGGCCGCCAGAUCAAGAACGUAGUGAAGACUGCUACCGCCCUUGCCACUGGCCGCCAGGAGACCCUGGGAUAUCGUCACCUGGUGCAAGUACUCGAUAUGAUGGACCAAUUCGACGCGAGCCAUUCCAUGUACAACUAGGAUGGGCUGGUGGAGGAGGGGCUGCUGUACCAUUAGAGGAUCUUGGAAGUGCUCUAAAUAUCUUGUGUAA
Phanerochaete carnosa HHB-10118-sp is the source of this 2536-nucleotide messenger RNA. RefSeq lists its product as uncharacterized. The transcript has 11 exons. Lineage: Eukaryota; Fungi; Basidiomycota; Agaricomycetes; Polyporales; Phanerochaetaceae. The record is from RefSeq and is a predicted model, not a curated record. Gene Ontology annotation, molecular function: ATP binding; ATP hydrolysis activity. Bases 127 to 2466 code for a protein of 779 amino acids.